This is a messenger RNA of Varanus komodoensis (Komodo dragon), 2582 nucleotides long. RefSeq names its product ring finger protein 128 (gene RNF128). The transcript is spliced from 7 exons. The record is from RefSeq and is a predicted model, not a curated record. Lineage: Eukaryota; Metazoa; Chordata; Lepidosauria; Squamata; Varanidae. Bases 62 to 1279 code for a protein of 405 amino acids.
CUCUGCUGCGCGCCUCUGCCCCGUCCCGGUGCCGAGCACGCCCCGUCCGCGCGCGGUCGCGAUGCGGGCGGCCUCCCCGCCGGCCCUGCUGCUGUGGCCGCUGGGCUGCGUGCUGUGGCUGGGCCCGCCGCUGCGCCCGCCGGGCACGGCGGAGGCGGUGUGGAGCGCCUGGCUCAACGUCUCGUGGAGCGCGCCCACCGGCGCCGGCGACUGGGAGGCCGGCGAGGGCGGCCUCUUCGGGCAGGACUCGCCGCUGCGCCGCGCGGCCGGCGUGCUGGUGCCGGCCGACGGGCUGAACGCCUGCGGGCCGUGGGACAACUUCAGCGCGGCGCCCGCCGCCCCCGCGCCCUGGCUCGCCCUCAUCCAGCGCGGCGGCGGCUGCACCUUCAGCGAGAAGAUCGGCGCGGCCGCCCGCCGCGGCGCCGCCGCCGCCGUCAUCUACAACUACGCCGGCGGGUCGGGCACGGAGGUGCAGACCAUGACUCACCCCGGUACAGGAGAAAUGGUCGCCAUCAUGAUUAGCUAUUUGAAAGGCAAAGAAAUCCUUCGUAGGAUCGAAAGUGGCUACGAAGUGACUAUGAUUAUUGAGGUGGGGAAAAAGCAGGGCUCGUGGAUGAACAGCUAUUCCAUCUUCUUUGUUUCGGUGUCCUUCUUCAUUGUGACGGCAGCCACUGUGGGAUACUUCAUAUUUUAUUCUGCCCGAAGGCUUCGGCUCGCAAGGGCUCAGAACAGGAGGCAGAAACGCCUGAAAGCGGAUGCCAAAAAAGCAAUCCAACAGCUUCAGCUGCGCACACUGAAACAGGGAGACAAGGAAACCGGUCCUGAUGCAGAUAACUGUGCUGUGUGCAUUGAAGUAUACAAGCCAAAUGACGUUGUACGAAUUUUAAUAUGCAACCAUGUCUUUCACAAAAACUGUAUCGAUCCAUGGCUGCUGGAGCAUCGGACGUGCCCCAUGUGCAAAUGUGACAUACUCAAGGCCCUGGGCAUUGAGGUGGAUGUGGAAGACCAAGAAGAGUCUUUCCAACCCUCAGUGUCCAAUGGACCCUCUAACAUCCCUUCAGUUAAUGAAGAGGACAGUCACAGUGAGACGGCAUCCUCCGGCUAUGCUUCUGUGCAGGGAACGGACGAGCCACCUGCUGAGGAUCCUGCGCCUUCAGAGAGCGACAAUCUCCGCCUUGUGAACAACACAGCCCAACCUCCACCUGUAGAUGUCCUUCCGCAUCUCGACAAUCCAGGUUUUGAGGCAGAUGAAGUACAAGAACAUGACGCAAAGUCCUAAAGGGCUGUUGUAAACCUGCUAUCUACUUGGCAUACCAGCAUCCAACAUUGACAAAACUGAGACUGACGUAGCAGCAGCGUUGCCUUGCUACUGAGAUGAAAUACACAAUUUAAGAUUGCAAUCAUAUGGAGUGACCUACCUGUUUACUUGUCUCCUUGUGGAUUAGUUUUAGUACUCCUGAGUACAGACCUUUCUUUCGAUGUGACUGGAGAGGACCAAGGUCUUAGCACAAAUUCAAUUGAGCACAACCACGUUUCAUGAAGUAGAAGUUUGUUUGUUCAGCCUACAGUAACAUAAAUCGUGCAUUUUAAAGGGAGAACUCUACAUUUUUUUUGAGGGAAAAAAAAGCUCUUAAUUGAGCUAGCUUUUUGAGCUUUUGAUUUAUGUAACCACAAGGGUGUGUUACUUUUCAGGACUGGUCUGGAUUAAUAUGUGUUUAAAUAACCUGCAGAGUGGCCUUAUAUUCAGUCCUUAAACUCUGGGGUUAACCACUUGCUGCAUUAAAUAAACUAUUUGACCAAUCAAAGCAAACCAUCUGUCAAGCAUACGCAUAUAAAACAUUGGAAAUCCAGUGCACCUUCUUCACUGGAUUUGACCAAGUUAACCUUUGUGAAAGAAACACACAUUCCAGAAGUACUCAAGAUAUUUGAAUACAAGAUGAACCGUUUUGCAUUUGCACAUUUUACUGGAAAGGUAGCUGCAUAAAAUUACAUACUUUGCCCAUGUUUACUGUGAACUACUUUAAGUCUUAAGUGUUGCAAAUGUCAUGGCUUAAAAAUCUGCCCAGUUUUUAGAGAAUGCUGCUCUCAGCUUUGCCAGAUGCAGAAGAUCUGUCAGUGAGAGAAAGCUUCUUGCUGCUGCUUUGAGAGAACAGUUGAAAAAAGAUACCCAAAGAAAAAUGUGUCCAUCGGAGUUGGUAGUGUGAGAACAUGGCCGAAAGGCAAGUAAGGAAUGGGUGAACUUCAUAAUUUUAUUUUUCUAAUAUAUGCGAUGGGAGCAUUAACGGGGAGCAUAGGUUGCCUUAGCAUGGAGUCUGGAACCGCGUCCACCAAAGUGAACUACUAUAAUAAUGCACUUUAUUUUUAUUUUGUAUCUUCUCUGGUUCUCUUUCUAACUGCAAGCCUAGCAUAAGUAUGUACCAGAGAACAGUGAGUAUCUGUUUUUAACAUUCCACUUGAUUGUAACGGGAGAAAACAGUACGCCGUUUCCCUCAUUUUUGCAUAGUGUUUGAUAAAGUUGUAAAUAUUUGAUUUCUAUUAAAUUCCAUUGAAUAUAAAAUGUAAAUAAAGCUAUUCUAAUACCU